AGAAUACCCUGUGAAACCUGAGAGAUCUAGUUAAACGUUGUCCCGGGCUAACGAUUGAACCCCGGGUAGAUAAAGUCCGAAAUUUGGAGCGAAGCAGUAAGUUGUUGUCACCAGCAAAGGCAAAAGCUGAUAUACGAAAACUACUUGCUCAAUCUUCUAAGAUGGACAAAGUAAUCACAAAAACAGCUCCAUUCGAUGCUCGCUUUCCAAACAUGAACCAAACGAAAAGUUGCUGGCAAAACUACCUCGACUUUCAAAAGUGCACGAAAGCUAAAGGUGAAGAUUAUGAGCCAUGCCAGUAUUUCUUCAGAAAUUUUAAAUCACUAUGUCCAGUUUCUUGGGUGGAAAAAUGGAACGAUCAACUUGAAAGUGGAACGUUUCCUGCAAAGGUCUAAAAAAAUUUUCUGGAUAUGUAAACGUUCAUGUUUGUAGAAAUCAUUUAAUCGUAAAUAUAAAUGAUUAUAAAAUUGUUUGCUUUGAAA
Hydractinia symbiolongicarpus is the source of this 482-nucleotide messenger RNA. Its product is annotated as cytochrome c oxidase subunit 6B1-like. The transcript has 3 exons. Gene Ontology annotation, cellular component: respiratory chain complex IV; mitochondrion. Bases 162 to 395 code for a protein of 77 amino acids. The record is from RefSeq and is a predicted model, not a curated record. Lineage: Eukaryota; Metazoa; Cnidaria; Hydrozoa; Anthoathecata; Hydractiniidae.